CGGAAUUCCUACCUGUCACAGGGAGGGCUCCACUUACUGAAAGACGGCUAUCAAAACAUUUUCAGGCUGGGAAACGAUACUUUACCACGCAGAAGGAAACUCACUCGGUUGAGGAGAGAAACGGCGAAGAAGGGGAAACCCUAUAAAGCUGGAGCAGCUACCAUGGUGGGCGAACGCCGCAACGGGAACCUGUUGGUGCAGCUGGGUCCGAGGCAGCAGGCGUACCCCGAGGAGCUGAUCCGACAGCGCCGGACGCACGACGGCCAGAUCGAGUACCUGAUCCGCUGGACCCUGCUGGCCCUGGAGGACGGCACCGGCGGCGGCGGCGGCGCAGAAGCGGCCGGCAGCGGCGGCAGCAGCAGCGGUUCCGGCGCGGGCGGAUCCGGCGGUUCGACGUCGGGCGAGAGCAAGUCGGAGAACAUACUGAUGUGGAUGUCGACGGAGGACGUGUACGCCAACUGCCCCACGUUGCUAGGGAAACGCAAAGCGCCCGCCCCGUCCGCCGCGGCGCUGGAGGAGAAGGAGGAGCGUCCGAGCAGCAGCGGAGGAGGCGGCGGAGGCGUGGUCUCGUUCCGGCCGCCGGACGACGUCACGUUCGACGAGACGGAGCUGUCGGACAUGAAGACGGACGUGGUGAGCCUGGUGCGGCGCGCGCGCAAGCAGAUGGCCAAGACGAGCGAGUUCGCCAUCAGCCUGACGCACACCAUCCACGUGCUCAGCGCGUACGCCAGCAUCGGCUCGCUCGUCGGCGUCUUCAAGGAGACCGGCGCCCUCGACCUGCUCAUGGAGCUGCUCUGCAACAAGGAGCGCCAGACGCGCCGCAGCGCCGGCAAGAUGCUCCGCGCCCUCGCCUCGCACGACGCAGGUAGUCGGGCGUACGUGCUCUUGUCUCUGAGCCAGCAGGAUGGCAUUGAGCAGCACAUGGACUUUGAUAACCGCUUCACGCUGCUGGAGCUGUUCGCCGAGACCACCUCCUCCGAGGAGCACGGCAUCUCCUUCGAAGGCAUCCACCUGCCGCAGAUUCCAGGGAAGCUGCUGUUCUCGUUGGUGAAGCGCUACCUGUGUGUGACGUCCCUGAUGGACAAGCUGAACACGGCCGGCGUGGAGUCCAGCAUGGACCCUUCGUCCUCCUCGCCCUCCUCCUCCUCCUCCUCCUCGGCGGCCUCCGAGCACCUGCGCGUGCAGCGGGAGUUCGAGUUCACCAUGGCGAUGGCCAACCUCAUCUCCGAGCUGGUGCGCGUCAUGGGCUGGGACCGCAACCGCCAGCCGCCGCCGUCGUCGCUCGGGGCGACCGCGCUGCUCACGGGGGGCGGGGCUAGCGAGGACGCCGCGGUCGCGGAGGAUUCGGACGCCGGUGGUCCCCGUCGCCGCGCGCUGCGCUCCAUCUUCCAGCCGCGCUUCACCGCCUCCGUCUCCAUGGCUACCGCCGCCGUCGCCAUGGCUACCGUCUCCGGGGCGACGGCGGCGGCGGCAACCGUUGCGUCCGCUGCCGCCGCGCCGGCCAAGAAGAAGGCGGCGGCCAACGGCUUCAAGACGCGCACGGACUUCAGCACGCGCUCGGCCUACGUGGAGUACGUGCAGGACGGCCUGAAGAGCGGCAUGAUGGUCCGCAUGCUGGAGGACUACGAGGAGGUGUCGUCAGGGGACGAGGGAGAGUUCCGCUAUAGCAACGACGGCUCACCGCCCGUACAGGUGUACUGGAACUCUCUGUCUCGUACCUACUGGGUGCACUGGCACAUGAUCGAGAUCCUGGGCAGCGGCACCAGCGGACAGGCAGAGAAGGAGACCCAGGAUAAGGCCUCCACACUCACAGAGACGCUCAAACUGACCACAGUGAGCCAGACGUUCUUCUCUAAGCCCCCGGGGGGGCUGUACUCUCUGCCGUACCUGUGUGAGGGGGAGCGGGAGGAGGCCGGCGUGCUCAGCAGAGCCGAGUGGUGGGAGCUGCUCUUCUUCAUCAAGAAGCUGGAGCCCAAGCAGCAGCAGGAGGUCAACCACAUCCUACUGCAGAGCCUGGACGAUGCACAGGUGUGCGAGCUGGACGAGGUGUCUCUGCUGCAGCUGAGUGUGUGUGGGGAGGCGGCGCGUAAGAUCCUGCACUACCUGCGCCAGACGCUGGCGUCCUCCUGUUGCCUGGGCGACCUGCUGUGCUCGCACGCCUUCGCCAAACACUACCUCCGCCGCGGCGGGGCCGGUCGCCAGGACGACGACCCCCUGGCCGCCGCCCACAGCCCCCCCUCUUCCUCCUCCGGCGUGGCCGUCCCCUCCUCCUCCUCCUCCUCCUCCGCCGCCAUGGGAACCGUCUCCAAGAAGCCCAAGAAGGAGCCGGCGGCCGAGGCAGGGGGAGGGGCCUCCGCGGGGGGAAGUGACACGGAGAGCGAGCUGCCCACCGAGGACGAGACCAAGUAUCCCGACGACCUGGAGGAGAAGAUGAAAGCGUUUAACAGCCCUAAGGUGCAGGGGAAGAAGACGGCUCUGGAGAAGUUGGGGGAGGUGGUGGACAUGCUGAAGAAAGGGGGCGGAGCCUCAGACACCAGCCGCCAGCUGGCCGCCAUCAAGUUCAUGCUCCGCCUCCUGGAGGAGGACGGCGUCACGCAGGAGAAGAAGACGCUCUCCGACUCCGCUCAGACCCUACGCGAUCAUUAUACGGAAUUAUCGGACCUCCAAGAUCAAUAUGCGGAAUUAUCGGACGUCCAAACCUUGGGAACGUCCGUUCAGGUUAAUGGAACUUUCUGCAGCGUUCUGAAGACCCGUAUCGUAAGUGAUAAGAUCCUAAAGCUGCUGGUGGAGCUGGUGGGUAGUCAGGUGAAGCUGGUUGCCGUGGCAGCGAUGCGUCUGACGCGCGCUCUGAUGCUCAAGUACGAGUGGCGCGUUCCCUUCGCCACCGAGGGCGGAGUCAAGGCCGUGCUCAGCAGCAUGCAGGAGUUCCCCACCUGCACACAGGUGCAGCAGAUCGCCCUCGCGACGCUGAAGGUGAUAACGGGGGCGAGUAAGCACGACAUGCGCGGCGUGGACAGCGGGAUGCCGCUCUCGGAGUCGGGCACGCAGAUGAUGCUGGAGAUCUUCGCCAGCAUCGGCUCCGCCACACCAGAGGGCGCCAAAGGCCUGCUCAGCACCAUCCCCACCGCCAUCGAGCUCAUGCUCAACACGCCAAGGUGUUUCCUGUCGCUGUGUAACGGGCUGCUGGUGGUCAUCAUGCUGAUCUCCAGCCACAAGAGUCUGGCGGAGCAGCUGGUGGCGUGCGGGAUCACCGCCGUGCUGAAGAAGUGCCUCUCCACCACCACCCUCGCCAUCAUCGCCCUCAACCACAUCUCCAUGGUGCACAAGCUGGAGAAACAGGAGUCUGCGGAGGAGCAGGAGUUUAAGGACAUGGAGCUGCGCAUGCUGGUGGAGAGCCUGAAGAACAUGACGGCCACUAAGGAGGUGAUCCAGACGCUGGAGCAGCUGCUGUGCGAGCCCUCGUCCAAUCAGCUGGAGGACGAGAAGAACAAGGUCACGCACAGCCGCGACGCCUUCCAGGACCUGGUGGGGCUCAUGGACCAGCACCGCGUCGACCGCGCCGUCCAGCUCUCCAUCCUCAGGAUCCUGUGUAAGUUCCUGGAUGACUACCAGGAGGACCUGCUGCCCUGGCAUGAGAGCAUCGAGCCCUGCCUCUCCUCCAUGACGGCCUUCAUCAACGACAGAGACGUGGUGCAGCAGUUCGUCCGGUUCCUGUACCGGCUGGCGUCGCUGAAUAAGGACUACGCGGUGGUCAUGUGCCGGCUGGGCACCAAGGACGCGCUGGCCAAAGCGCUGGACAAGCACAGCACCAACCUGCUGCUGGUCACCGAGCUGCGCGACCUCAUCAGCGACUGCGAGAAGUACGCCAGCCUCUACAAGAAGAUGACCACUAGCGUACUCGCAGGGUGCAUACAGAUGGUGCUUGGCCAGAUAGAGGAGCACAGGCGGAGUCACCAGCCCAUCAACAUCCCCUUCUUCGACGUCUUCCUGCGCAACCUGUGCCAAGGGUCGAGUGUGGAGCUGAAGGAGGACAAGUGCUGGGAGAAGGUGGAGGUCUCCUCCAACCAUCACCGCGCCAACAAGCUGACGGACAAGAACCCCAAAACCUACUGGGAGUCCAACGGCUGCACCGGCUCCCACUUCAUCAACAUCUACAUGCUCAAGGGGGUCGUCAUUAGACAAUUGGCGGUGCUAGUGGCUAGCGAAGACUCCAGCUACAUGCCCGCACGCAUUGUAGUGCUGGGAGGAGACGACCCUGCCAACAUCAACACAGAACUCAACACCGUGAAUGUGCCUCCAUCUGCCAACCGAAUCGUUCUGCUGGAGAACAUGACUCGCUUCUGGUCCAUCGUGCAGAUCCGCGUCAAGAGAUGCCAGCAGGGCGGCAUCGACACGCGCGUGCACGGCUUCGAGGUGCUGGGGCCCAAGCCCACCUUCUGGCCCGUCUUCAAGGAGCAGCUGUGCUGUCGCACCUACCUGUUCUACACCACCAAGGCACACACCUGGUGCCAGGAGAUCCUGGAGGACAAGACACAGCUGCUGCAGCUCUUCAACAAGUUGAACAGUGCUCUGAAACACGAACAGAUGUUUGCUGACCGCUUCCUGCCUGAUGCUGAAGCUGCCGAGGCUCUGGGGCGCACCUGCUGGGAGGCCCUCAUCACACCUAUAGUGCAGAGCAUCACCCUCUCAGACUCCCCUGUGCUGAGUCCGCUGGCCUGGCUGCUGAGUGAAUACCUGGACAACGCCGAGUCGUCCAAGCGCUACAAGACGCGGGCGGCCAUCUUUAACUCGCGCGUGCGCCGCCUCACACACCUGCUGGUGCACGUGGACACGAGCCGCGUCGACACCGAGGAGCUCAGGCCGCCCGUCAAGUCCAAAGGUAUCAACAGAAGCAAAGAUUUGAAGAAUGGCAAGGAGGGCAAGAACAAGGAGGCGGCCGUGACGUCCUCGUCUUCCUCGGCGGUCAAGCCCAAGCUCAAGAACACCAGCAGCAUUGCAGGCAUCGCCCUCUGCUGGCAGGGAGUGGUACAGAGACAGGUGAAGAAGUUUCUGGACUCGGCGUGCAGCCUGCCGGACUUCGUGGAGCGCUACCGGGCGAUGUACCUGCGUCUGAAGAACGCCAUGGAGGAGCUGUUCGGCCAGCAGACGGCCUUCGUGCUGGCGCUCCGACAGGGCUUCUCCGCCGCACUGCUGCAGCUCUCCAUCCUCACCUCCAUGCACGUGAGCGAGCGCUUUGCCCAGUACAUUGACCUGAUGAUCCAGGAGAGCUGUGGGGACAGUGGGAGUGUGGAGACACUGAGCCAGCUGCAGCAGUUCCUGGAGCCCAUGCUCUUCCUGUCUGGCCUGGAGCUCGCAAACACCUUCGAGCACUUCUACAGGUACUACCUGGGGGACCGUCUGCUGGGCCAGAGUAAGGUGUGGCUGGAGAGUGCUGUGAUUGAGCAGAUCGGCUCCUGCUUCCCCAACCGCUUCCCCCAGCAGAUGCUCACCAACCUGCGCGAGUCCCAGGAGCUGCAGCAGGAGUUCCACCUCUACCGGCUACAGCAGCUGGACAAGACCCUGCAGGACCUGGACGAGGAGAUGAUGGAGGAGCAGUCGUCGGAGGCGGAUGACGAUAGUGAGGUGAAGGUGCUGGUCUUGUCUCCGCGCUGCUGGGCCGUGUCGCCCCCCUGUUACCUUGACGACCCCAGGAAGCACUUCCCCACUCAGCUGUGCAGCUACCUGGCCGAGUUCACCGACUUCUACUCCAGCAGCCAGAGCAUCUACAGCCUGAGUCACAGUAAGCCGCGGCGUCUGCAGUGGACCUGGCUGGGCCAUGCUGAGCUCCACUACGGCUCCUGCACCCUCUACGUGUCCACCCUGCAGAUGUACAUCCUGCUGCAGUUCAACACCCAGGAGGAGGUGAUUGUGGAGGCUCUCCAGAGGGACACGGGUCUGUCCGCGGCGGUUCUGGCCCACGCGCUUGAACCCCUCACCGGGGACAAGGGCAUCCUCAUGCAGGACCCCGCCAAAGGAGACCUGCGGCUGAACCCGCGGCUGCUGUCCCAGAGUGGCGGCGCCCAGAGCUUCUGCCACCUGCUGCCCAGGCAGACGUACCUGAACGUGGACGAGGACGCGGCCCGCACCCUGGAGCGCAAGAGGAACUACAUCUACUGCCUCAUCGUGCAGAUCAUGAAGAACGAGCGCGAGAUGCACAUCGACAACCUCGUCUUCAGGGUGCUGGACACGUGCUGGAAGCAGGAGUCGCUGCGUUCGCCGGGCGCGGUGCGCUUCAGCUGCAGCACCACGGACGUGCUGUCCUGCGUCAUCCACGUCAUCAGCAAGGGCUACGUGCGGCGCCACGAGGACAGCCCCCACAUCCUGGAGUUCCUCCCCGAGGACCCGUCCACGCCGCAGAAGGGCCAGGCCCACUUCUCCCUCAGCCGCACCGACCUCAAGAACAACUCUGCCAAGGCCGACAUCAGCCUGGGCGGUGCUGGCGCGAGCGUGGCGGGGCCUCGGCCCGAGGACGGCGUUCUGGAGGCGGUGCUGUUCUCCAUGGGCCGCACCAUGAGCCAGGAGGACGUGCGCCAGCUCAUGCAGCGCACCGUGCAGCAGGUGGCCGGUACCCUGAGUCUGGACCUGGACCGGGCCCAGCACCUGCUGGUGCACUGCAAGUGGAACGUGGACCUGCUGAUCCAGCGCUACACCGACGACCCGGACGCCCUGGUUCUGGCCGCCGGCCUGAAGAUCCGCAACCCCCAGCCGCCCCCGAGCCCGGCCGUGCAGUGCCCCGUGUGCCUGGUGGCCCAGUCCGGAGGGGCCGGAGGGGCGGAACCCGCCCCCACACUCUGCUGUAACCACUACUGCUGCAGGUCUUGCUGGCAGGAGUACCUGACGGCCAGGAUCGAGCAGAACCUGGUGAUGAACUGCAACUGUCCAAUCACAGACUGCCGAGCCCAGCCCACCUCACAGUUCUUCUACAACAUCCUCAUAGACAAAGACACUAUCUCUAAGUAUGAAAGUGCGCUGUUGCGGGGUUAUGUGGAGUGCUGCUCCAACCUGACGUGGUGCACCAACCCUCAGGGCUGCGACCAGAUCCUGUGCAAGGAGAACAUCGGCAGCAUGGGCACCUGCUCCAAGUGCUGCUGGUCCUCAUGCUUCAGCUGCAACUUCCCCGAGGCCCACUACCCGGCCAGCUGCAGCCACAUGUCCCAGUGGAUGGACGACGGCGGCUACUACGAGGGCAUGACCAUGGAGGCGCAGAGCAAGCACCUGGCCAAGCUCAUCUCCAAGCGCUGCCCCAGCUGCCAGGCCCAGAUAGAGAAGAACGAGGGCUGUCUGCAUAUGACCUGUGCCAAAUGUAACCAUGGAUUCUGCUGGAGGUGUCUCAAGCCAUGGAAGCCCACUCACAAGGAUUACUACAACUGCUCUGCAAUGGUGAGCAAGGCUGCCAGACAGGAGAAGAAGUUCCAGGACUACAACGAGAGAUGCACUUUCCACAACCAGGCCAAGGACUUUGCCAUCAGUCUGGAGAACAAGGUGUCCUCCAUCAACGAGGCGCUGCAGAUGAAGGCCCUCACCUUCGUCAUCGACGCCUGCAAGAUCCUGGCUCAGGCACGCAAGGUGCUGGCCUACUCGUGUGUGUACAGCUACUACAACCAGGACACGGAGAAGAUGGACGUGAUGGAGCAGCAGACGGAGGCUCUGGACCUCCACACCAACGCCCUGCAGAUCCUCCUGGAGGAGACGUUGCUGCAGUGCACUGACCUGGCGUCGUGCGUGCGUCUGCUGAAGCCGGAGCACCUGAACACUGGCCUGGAGCUCAUCCGCCGCAUCCAGGAGCGCCUGGUGGCCAUCCUGCAGCACUCCACACAGGACUUCCGGGUGGGCUACCAGACCAAGUCUGCUGACCAGGAGGCUGGACAGGCGUCGAACCUCAACCAUGCUGGCACUAACAAAGAGUCCAAGUCCGAGAGGGGUUCUGAGUCGGGAGAUUCGGACAACAACAACUACACGGGCGAGGAGGGAGGCGACGAGGCAGAGGAGGACGAAGAGUACGACGACGACUACGUCCCCGAGUGGCACGAGGACUACGACGAGGAGGACAUCGACGAGGACGACUUCUUCUCCGACAACGAAGAGUCCGAGAACCUGGAGAGCGACUUCAGUCCCCUCGACUGAGGAGACCCUCCUCGUCCGCCCAGACGCACCGCACCGCACCUCAGCAUCUCCACUGAGCAGGCACUGCGCCCACACACAUCCCUGAGAUCCCAGAUCAACCACCAAGCACUUAGAGGAAGAGUUCAGCUUUGGAAUCAACCUGAUGGAGGUUGUGAAUGUUAACAGUAAAAUGCCAUCCCCAGUGUAUGUAAAAUGAAGGGAGGCAGAGCCUGGUUGGCCUCUUACAUGUUUGGAUUGAGUCCCGCGUCUGUAAAAGCUCCAUUUUGGGGUGGUUGCCUUUUUUAUUUCACCAUUAUGACAAGCAGCCAUUGUAGGCCCUGUUGAGGCUCUUGCGGCUCGUUUUCUUUUAGUCUUUGUUUUAUGAGGCAUCACAUCUUUUUUCAUUGCCAAGCAGGGUAUGAAGAUUACAAACUGUAAAGAAGGAGAAGCCCAAGGCUGGUUCUGCACAGGCUCCAAGCCGUGUGCUAGAGACAGCAGCUGGCUACUUUUGCUCUGAUGCUAAACGCUGUUUCUGUUUCUCGCCUCUUCCAAUUGUAAUAAGAAGGGAUCUGUGAUGCAGUCAAGAAAGCACCUUGUUGGUCAAAAGUUUCUUUCUUUCUGUUUUUUUUUUCCUUCUUUUUUUUAUCCAAAAUUGUGGAUGCUAAAUGUGUAUUCCUUAAUUUCCGUAACAAAAUGCCUUGAUUUCUGUUUAUCCUCUUUUUUAAAAAAAUCUAAUAAUUCAUGGAAAUGCCUUGGUAUGUGUAUCUCAACUGUUGUGCGUCCUCUCUGCGGCUGCACAGAAACUCAGCCCUUGGUGAUUGUAUGUGAGAGGCAGGUGCGCGAGGAGGAGGAGCCUCUGAGUGCGUUAGCGUGCAGCACUGUGCAGGAGUGGUGUCCUAGCAACUGAGCGCUGUGAUGGAGGGCUGGGAGGGGCUUCUGGUGGCCAGACCAAUCACAUACUUGUGUUGGCCUCCCUGGACGCCAUCACUGCGGCGAUACGUUCACAGGCCACAUAACUCAUAAUGGCUGUUGCGCUCCUCAUGGCUUCAUCUUUAUUUCUUACGACAACAAAAAAGAUGGCUAAAAGAAAGUCAAACUUUUGGACAUGUUUAUGUUCAUUUGCAAUGUUCAGAUAUCAAAUAUCUUGCAAUGUCUUGGUUUGAGUUAGCAGUAAGUUGAAGAUAUCCUUAUAUUCAUAUAUUGUUCCACCAUUAUAAAAUGUUCUCUUUCUGCCUGAAGUUGUGCAACUUCAGCUAACUGAAUAAAAUGCUUUUCUCAAACUG
Messenger RNA from Sardina pilchardus (European sardine), 9425 nucleotides. It is a transcript of the gene cul9, whose product is annotated as cullin-9. The coding region runs from base 163 to 8163 and encodes 2666 amino acids. Gene Ontology annotation, molecular function: ubiquitin protein ligase binding; zinc ion binding. Lineage: Eukaryota; Metazoa; Chordata; Actinopteri; Clupeiformes; Clupeidae. The transcript has 44 exons. The record is from RefSeq and is a predicted model, not a curated record. Gene Ontology annotation, biological process: ubiquitin-dependent protein catabolic process.